AUUGAAAUCAUGGUGAACUGGUAUAAGACAGACGCCUAAAGAUGUCUUUCCCAUUGAGUUUGUCUUGUGUUUAUUAGUAAAUUGCAGUGCACAAAGCUUUCAUUUUUUGCAAUUUCAGGGAGAGGUGACUGCUAGACAGUCCUCAAUUUUUUUUAGAGACUAAUUCUCAAACUCAAACUUGUAACCUGUUACUUUUGGUGGAAGGCAAUUGGCAUUGCACCAAGGCCCAACCUCUUAUUGGUAAAUUUUGCUAGGGUUAGUAAAUUCAUUCUUACCAGGAAAUGAAAAUAAUUUUAGCCAUACUGUUCUGUUUAUUGCUAGGAAAAAUCUUUGCUUUUCUGAAAUUGAUGCUGGUUCAUGGUUUGUUCAUAUGUCAAAUGUACUUUCACUAAAUGUAUAUUUACUAUUUUGUCCAAGACAGAGAAUUCAGCAAAAAAAUUAUAUUAAUAAGUAGAGAGAUUGUUUCUUGUAUUUUACAUAAGGUAAAAGUUAAUGGUCUUUUGAGCCCCCAUCAUUAUUAUUUACAAACCAUAUUCAACUGUCCUGUUCCUUGAUAUUGAAACCCAAACCAGAUCUUUAUACAAUGGGUUUCAAAUAUCAUAUCUGAACUUCAAUAACGGUUCUAUUAGUUCACAUGAGAAUAAAGGGGAGAAGGAAUUAUAAUCCUCUUUGGCAACCAACUGCUCAGCAAGUGAUGAUUGACAGAAUAUCAGCAGGUCCCAUAACUGUACUUCUUAUUGGAACAUGUACAAAUUUUGCCAUUUUCCUUAUGAGUAAUCCACAUCUAAAGAAAAACAUCAAGCAUAUUUAUAUCAUGGGUGGUGGUGUGAGGACAAAGAACCCGACUGGUAAUUUGUUCACAGAUUAUACUAGUAAUCCUUAUGCAGAGUCCAAUAUGUUUGGUGAUCCCUUUGCUGCAUACCAGGUUUUUCAUUCUGGUAUUCCCAUCACCCUUAUUCCUCUGGAUGCAACAAACUCCAUCCCAAUAAGUAAGAAUUUCUUUAACACAUUUGAGCAGAGUCAGAAUACAUACGAGGCACAAUACUGCUUCCAGUCAUUGAAAAAAGCUCGUGAUGCAUUGCAGCUUGGCGACAAAUUUUAUACGAAAUUUUUUAUGUGGGAUUCCUUUGCAUCUGGUGUGGCAACUUCAAUCAUGUGUAAAUCAAACAAGCCAAAUGGGGAAAAUGAAUUUGCUGAAAUGGAGUACAUGAAUAUAACUGUAGUUACUUCAAACGAACCUUAUGGGGUGAAUGAUGGCUCCAAUCUAUUCUUCGAUGGCCGUGACAUUCCAAGAUUCAAUUUAACAAAGGGUGGAGUACAUAGUGGUCAUGUUCAGACUGGACUUAGAGAUCCAUUCUGCAUUGUGAAGAAUGGGAAGGGAAAAUGUCAGGAUGGUUAUACAGCAGAGGUAACCGGUCCAGAAGCAGUUCACAUGCUAGUUGCCACUUAUGCAAAACCUAAUCAGAACAAUGACAGCACACUAAACAGACAAUUUUAUCGAAGUUUCUUGGAUGUUAUAAACUGCCCGCAACAUACGGGGAGAUUUAAUUUUACAACAGAAUUUCCUUAUUACAAAGAAGUUCUUUACAAACCAGAUUUUGGAUCAAACAAACUCGGGAAACCUGUUGUUUUUGACAUGGAUAUGAGUGCUGGAGAUUUUCUAACUCUGUUUUAUCUCCUUAAAGUACCUGUGGAAGUGAUCAACCUCAAGGCAAUAAUAGUAAGUCCAACCGGUUGGGCAAAUGCUGCAACAAUAGACAUCAUUUAUGAUUUACUUCAUAUGAUGGGUCGUGAUGACAUUCCAGUUGGUCUUGGAGAUAUAUUUGCAACGAACCAAUCUGAUGCAACCUUCUCAAGUGUUGGAGACUGCAAAUACAUUAAGGCUAUCCCACAUGGGAGUGGUGGACUUAUUGACUCUGACACUCUCUAUGGUCUGGCGCGAGAUUUGCCACGAAGCCCUAGAAGGUACACACAAGAGAACUCUUUAAAGGAUGGAGCACCUCAGAAGCAGCCUCUAGCAUUGGAAGUUUGGAAGUCAGUAGUGAAAACACUUGAUCCAGGAUCUAAGAUUACCAUACUGACCAAUGGACCCCUUACUAAUCUAGCAAAGAUUAUUCUAUCAGAGAAAAAUACCGCCUCUAUUUAUCACGAUGUAUAUAUAGUUGGAGGACACAUCAGCCGUGGUGACUGGGACAAAGGAAAUGUCUUUACUAUUCACUCCAAUGAAUUUGCAGAAUUCAAUAUGUUUCUUGACCCUUUGGCUGCAAAGACAGUCUUUGAUUCGAACCUUAACAUCACCCUCAUCCCACUUGGAAUCCAGCGUAGAGUCAGUUCAUUACCAAGGAUCUUAGAAAAGUUGCAGGAGACAAAAAGGACACCUGAAGCUAAGUUCGCCAGCCGAUUACUGUCAAUGCUAUAUGGCUUGCAACAAAGUCACGUUUUAUAUCAUCAUGUGGAUAUAUUCUCCCAGGAAAUCCUUGGUGCACUUGUACUUGCUGGUGAUCUGAAGCCAACCAUGCAAGUAAAACCUGUCAAAAUCUUAGCUGAAGGUGUUGAGUCCACAGAUGGACAAACUAUGAUUGAUGAAAAAGAUGGAAAACUAGUCAAAAUAUUGGAAGAUGUGAAUUAUACAGCUUAUUACGAUCUAUUUGCAAACAGGCUCAACGACCUGAAGCAGUCAGCUGUGAUAGGAAGUGUUGAUGAACAGAGAAGGCUGUGGAGUAGACAGCCCAAAUAACUUUCACAGAAUUAAGGCAAUUGUCUGACAGUAUGAAUUAACUUUUUCUUAUUGACAUGCAGCAUUUUCAGUUGUAUUGCUGCUGAUAUUCUUCACAGAGAAAUUUUAGUAAGACCAUGUUUCAUGAA
This is a messenger RNA of Quercus robur (English oak), 2865 nucleotides long. Its product is annotated as nucleoside hydrolase 3-like. The record is from RefSeq and is a predicted model, not a curated record. NCBI's taxonomy places the organism in Eukaryota, Viridiplantae, Streptophyta, Magnoliopsida, Fagales, Fagaceae. Gene Ontology annotation, molecular function: hydrolase activity, hydrolyzing N-glycosyl compounds. Bases 635 to 2737 code for a protein of 700 amino acids. The transcript is spliced from 10 exons.